CGGCGAGUCCCUAAACUUCCACUAACAGGGACCACCUCUCAAAUGUCCACAUCCACAACCGGAUACCUCGUUAGCAAAUCUUCAAAUCAAUACUGUACAUGCUAACAUAAUAAACAUAACUCACGUAAUACAUCUCGGUCCCACACAAAGCGUCCGGCUACUUAAUCAUGCAUGUCAUCGGGGUAUAAAAAUUGACACGCUCUACUAUCAAAAGUUGGCAUUUUUUCUAUACUAGAACUAUGAUGAAAGUUCAUCCACGGCUGCCCUUGCCAUUAUCAUCUUUUUCGUGGAAUUAGCGGUUGAAGACACAAACUCGAUCGAGAGCUAAGUAGCGGUUGAAAACACAAACUCGAUCGAGGCAGAUCUGAUUGUUACCCGGAGUUUUCUGGCCCGUCACAAAUCUCAAAGUCAAACUCGCCGCUUGCCAUGUUGGAGAUCACCGGAACAUAGCUUAGGGAUAGAGCGGAGCGGAGCGGAUGGGGUUUCAUCCGGGAUACAGAUAGCAGAUUUGGGUAAGCCAGCGUGGGUCGGACCUGACAUGACGGCCGUGUCCAGGCACAUCUGGUUUUCAUCAUAUCUGUAUCUAUAUCAGGUAUUGAAUGGAUGUGAAAGGGGUGGAUCGAACGGAUACAAAGAAUGCGGCUAGGUUGUUAAUUUUGUGAUCGGUUAGUGACAAAAGUGAGCACGCCAAGAGCCUGAUUCAUUACUGCUCGGGAGUAAAAAAAAAACAGCGCAGGGCUCAUGGAGAUGGAAGGAAACCAAAUCCAGAUCUCACCCAUGGGGUCCGCGCCGUCGAGGUCGUCCCCCCGGCAGUGGAGCUGGGGCUCGGCACUCGCCGGCGCCGUCACCACGGCGGCGGCGGCGGGCGUGCUGGUCUGUAGGCCGAGGGACCCGAGCUUCGAGCUCAUCUCCAUGAACCUGUCCACCUUCCACUUCCGGCCGCCGGCGGCGCUGGACAUCGGCCUCACCCUCACCGUCCACGCCACCAACCCCAACGUGGUGCCCGUGCGCUACGGCGCCUCCAACGUCUCCAUCCUCUACGGGGGCACGCUCCUCGGCACCGCGCGCCUCGACGCCGGCCAGCAGCCCGCCACGUCGUGCCGCCUGCUCCACCUCCCGGCCCGGCUCAACGCCAUGGAGCUCGCCCACCACGCCGGCGCUAUCCUCGCGGACGCCACGCGCCGGCACAUGGAGCUGGACGCCGUCGUGGAGAUCGCGGGCGAAGCGGCCGUGCUGCUCUGGUCGCGCCGCUUCUCCGUCCGCAUCGACAGCCACAUCGUCGUCGACCCCGUCUUCCUCGAGGUCGUGGAGCAGGACAACCGCUCCGAGAUGCAGCUCUACCUGACCUGAGUUAGCUGCUAUGUGUAUCACCACCUGAACCCUCACUCAAAACCUUAUUCGCCUGUUUGUGCGAUGAGAUGCAAUGCAACUCUCCCAAAUUCCAAGCAAUGAAAUGCAAUGCAGUCUACCAAA
Messenger RNA from Hordeum vulgare subsp. vulgare (domesticated barley), 1473 nucleotides. RefSeq lists its product as uncharacterized. Lineage: Eukaryota; Viridiplantae; Streptophyta; Magnoliopsida; Poales; Poaceae. The coding region runs from base 742 to 1350 and encodes 202 amino acids. The record is from RefSeq and is a predicted model, not a curated record. Gene Ontology annotation, cellular component: plasma membrane. Gene Ontology annotation, biological process: response to desiccation. The transcript has a single exon.